Talaromyces marneffei is the source of this 1806-nucleotide messenger RNA. RefSeq lists its product as uncharacterized. The coding region runs from base 1 to 1806 and encodes 601 amino acids. The record is from RefSeq and is a predicted model, not a curated record. The transcript has 3 exons. Lineage: Eukaryota; Fungi; Ascomycota; Eurotiomycetes; Eurotiales; Trichocomaceae.
AUGUCUGCGCUGGGACCACCGCAGCAUGCGGUGAUCCUAGCAGAGGUAUUCUAUCAGAGCUACUACGAGCUUUCUCUAAUGGGUCACGCAUCUUCGAAAGAAGUGCGCCGUGAACCUCAAACAACGAGGCGAUUGUCGAAACCACCGACUAAUAUAUCCUCGAUCAAUACAGAUCAAACAAAGGCCGGAAAGUUGCCUAGAAGCCCUGAUCAUGACCGGACCCAACUACUUGAUGAGUCCAUGUUCUGGAAGAGCCCAUGGACGGGGGAUCUCUUACCUAAAGCCAAUCCCGAAACAGAUUUGACGGACCGCAACAGGGUGCGGUCGUUCACGUCGUUCGCCAGCUUACAGCCCGAGUCACGAGGGUCCCUCCAGGGGAGCAAACGCUGGUCCAGCAUUGACGACUUUGUUCUGACGAAGCAUGACAGCUCGCCGCCACGAUCGAGCUCUUUCAUCUCUAGGAGACUUUCAAGGAGACCAUCGAUGGUUCAAAGACCAAAUUCCCAGCCACAAUCAGAAGGAGUGACAGUUGGAGAAACUCGCAGAGAGCCCGUUAUUCAUUUUGGUCCUUCGGAUAUUGGAAGUCAUGAUCUGCAUUCAUCAGUCGAAAUAUUGACAUCAGAAGACCGGUCACCAGUCGAAGAUUCUCGGAUUCUUAUGGGUCGUCGAACAUCUUUCCGUAGACCGGGUGUUGCGACCCGAACCCCCUCCUGGGGCUUGUAUUGCACACCGCUUUCGUCAAUCCAACAAGAAGAUGAGAAACCCUCUUUGCCUGGCAUCUCUACGUCACAGUCUGUAUACGAACAGGAAGAGGAAGAUGACUAUAUGCCGAUCUCUAGAUAUCAUAGUCGUGCCACGUCUCCAGUCGCAUUAGAUUACUCCCACUUGAGUGGGUUCAAGAGAGGCACUUUAAGAAUCGUCAAUGCCUCUGUAUCUCCGGCAAGCACUGAUCGCAUUCGCCUUCUCACAACAUCGUCCUCCCACGGCAAACUUCCCAAACCCACCUUGUCUCAAGGCGAUUCCGCCGUAUUUAUUUCAGAUAGCGCACAUCAGGAUGACGCUGUUGUUAUCCCCGAUGGUGCAUUUUACUUUGAGGAUUCGGACGCCUCGGGUGGUGGCCAUUAUCUGGGGACAACUGAAGCUCUGACCUCGGAAGCAAUCGAAUAUACAAGGAUGGAAGAGAUUCAAUCCAAUACAAACGCUGAUAGCGGAUACAGUUCAGUCAGCUCGAUCCACUCCGGCAAAUCUACAGGACAGUCGGGAUCUUCGCCUUCCAGCUCCCCGAUGUCUAGUCCUACGCGGUGCGAAAUGGGAAGUCCUUCGAAUCGGAAAUCAUACCUUGUCAAGAGUAUAUCAUCAAAGCCAAACGAUGUCAUUCUGAAAAAUCUCGUUCUGCCCGGAAGCAGCCAGUCCUCAACCUACAAGAAAGCCAACAAUCCCGAAUUUAAGCAACUACCAUAUACCAUUUCUGAGCAAAAUCGCUAUUAUGCUCAGCUCAGCCCCUUGAGUAUCCCAGCUGUUCCGGAAGCAAUUGGCAUUUACAACAAAGUGAGCGACGAUGAGAUCUCAGAAAGCGAGAUAGAUGACGAUGAGCAGAUACAAAGUCCUUUUUCACCUAUUCUGCCGAAGCACGCCUUUGCACAAGUUACAAAGGAACAGUUCGAGGAAACAACCCAAUCAGCAAUUCCAAGCCAUACUCUUCCUCCUACAGAUAAGGCACAAAACUACGAAACACCUCGGGGACGAGCCCAAUCACGCAGUUUUGGCCGUAAAAAAUUGGUCAAGAGUCGCAAAGUCGCCGUUUGA